AUGGCCCAUGCUCAUUUGUGUUCCACCAUUUCCAGCGAACUUGAGGAACACAUUUCAAACAAGAAGGAAAUUGUUCUUGAUGGCUAUAACCUUUCUCCCACCGGAGUAGUGGGUGCAUCCAGGUACGACAUACCAGCGAAGAUCAGUAAUGAUCCAGCUUUGCUGAGGGGAAUAGAGGAAAGCGUUGAGUUCCUGGCUUCAAAGCUCGAUACCGCCAUAUAUGGAGUCACCACCGGAUUUGGAGGGUCAGCGGAUACCCGUAGCGAUUCAACCGCAGAUCUGCAAAUGGCCUUUCUCGAGCACCAAUUAUCAGGUAUCCUUCCCCUUUCCUCGAAUCCUUCAUCCGCUGGGUUUUAUCUUUCAGACCCGAUGAACAAUGUCAUGCCUGAGGCUAUGACUCGUGGUGCUAUUCUCAUACGGAUAAAUUCACUUGUCAGAGGUCAUUCUGCUCUUCGAUAUAGCGUUUUGGAGACAUUGAUGACCCUGUUGAAGAAAAAAUUGACUCCAAUGGUACCCCUCCGCGGAUCCAUCUCCGCUUCCGGAGAUUUGAUGCCGCUCAGCUAUGUGGCUGCUGCGAUCUGUGGGCAUCCUGCUAUCAGGAUUAUUGAUAGGUCCUCUGCCGAUGGCCAGGCAGAGAUACUCCCAGCUGCCGAUGCUCUCGCCAAGCACGGAAUCAAACCGAUUGUACUCGGUCCCAAAGAAGGUUUGGCGAUAAGCAAUGGAACUGCUUUCAGUGCAAGUGCAGCUUGUCUAGUAGCCCACGAUUCCCAUAUGCUGCUAAUGCUUGCUCAAGGGUUGACUUCAAUGACUGUGGAGGCCAUGAUGGGCCAAGCUCAAAGUUAUGACCCGUUUAUCCACGAGACUUGCCGACCACAUCCUGGGCAAGUAGAGGUGGCCGAAAACAUAAGAUCUAUGUUUGAGGGAAGCCGUUUGGUUAUUCAUAUGGAUGAGGAAAGAAGUGUCAACCAAGAAAGAGACCAAGGCAUUUUGCGUCAGGACAGAUAUGCGUUACGCACCGCCCCACAGUGGCUAGGUCCUCAACUUGAAGAAUUGCUGUCUGUCAAUAGAACACUGUGCUGUGAAAUCAAUGCUACCACUGACAACCCUUUGAUUGAUAUAAAAAACAAGAAAAUCCUCAACGGUGGCAAUUUCCAAGCAAUGUCCGUCACAAAUUCGAUGGAGAGGACAAGAUCCUCUUUAGAAUCCGUUGGGAAGUUGAGUUUUGCUCAAGCAAUCGAGCUGAUGAACUGUACCAUGAGCAAGGGCCUCCCCUCAUGUCUAGCGGGCGAUGAACCUUCAACUAAUUACCACACCAAAGGAUUGGACAUCAAUAUGGCCGCGUACACGGCUGAGCUUGGAUUCCUAGCCUCGCCUGUUUCCACGCAUGUUCAGAGCGCUGAGCAGCACAACCAAUCGGUUAACUCUUUGGCACUUGUUUCGGCUCGCUACACUAUCCAAGCCGUAGAGGUCUUGUCAAUGUUGUUGAGUGCACAUCUCUAUGUGGUGUGUAUGGCCAUCGACCUCCGGGUCAUUGAUCAAAUGUUCAAGAAGGAACUCGAGGGUCUUCUCCCAGCCUUGCUCGACUCUCACUUCAAAUCUAAACCAACACAAGCCUCCGAUUCGUUGAUCGGUGCCUUGACUCCGAGACUGGAAGCUACUGCUUCUCUUGACUCUGACGCUCGGUUCUUGAAUGCUUUCAAGCAAACUUCGCACAUCCUUCUUGACUUUCCGGUCGAUUUGGAGGAAGCUCGGAGUUGGCCUUCCUUCGCCGCGUCGCAGUCGACUCUACUGUACAAACGCACCCGUGAUCAGUAUUUUGAACAUACCGAAGGUUUGCUCGCCGAGGAAUGGUUGGGUAAAAAGAAUAAACACCUCUACCGAUUUGUGAGGAGGGAACUUGGUAUUGGCCCCAGAAGGGGAGAUGUCCGCUUGGGAAGACACGAAGACUCAGUCUCAGUGGAUGUUUCCAAGAUUUACGAAUCUGUCCGUUCAGGGGAAUUAUUCAAGUUCAUGAAAAUAUUGUUCUGA
Messenger RNA from Puccinia triticina, 2028 nucleotides. RefSeq lists its product as uncharacterized. Lineage: Eukaryota; Fungi; Basidiomycota; Pucciniomycetes; Pucciniales; Pucciniaceae. The record is from RefSeq and is a predicted model, not a curated record. Gene Ontology annotation, cellular component: cytoplasm. Gene Ontology annotation, molecular function: ammonia-lyase activity. The transcript has 15 exons. Gene Ontology annotation, biological process: L-phenylalanine catabolic process. Bases 1 to 2028 code for a protein of 675 amino acids.